AUGAGUCACCCUCUUAUUCUUCCGGAGUUACUUGAAAAUAUAUUCAGUUUCUUGGCUAAGGAUAAAGCACUCUAUCCAGCAUUAUUUGUCAAUAGACUUUGGUAUCACUGCAGUGCCCCGAUUCUAUGGAGACACAUUGAGUUUUCUAUAGAAGGUUAUCAGCAGAAUCGGUAUAGUAAAGAUACAUCUGGAUCUCUUUAUUGGCAAUUAAGAAAGUUUAAAAGAGUUAUGUGCAGAAAGACAAAACCUCCAUAUUGCUCAAAGAUGGUAUAUCUCAAAUUGGUGGGUUUAAAAAUCUCAGAUGAAUUACUCAGUACAAUUCUGCAUUCAUGUCCAGAUAUAAACUUUCUCAUCCUUGAUCGAAGUCAUGGUUUUAGUAAUAUACCAAUUAUAGAAAUUGCAAAAUAUUGUCCGAAGCUACUACAUCUGAGUCUUGAUGCGUGUACAGCUAUUACUGAUAGAUGUGUUAGUGAAAUAGCACAAUCUUGUCCAAAUUUAAAAUACAUAAGUCUCGCUUCUUUGUAUAGAGAUAGUAACAUUUCCAGUGUAUCUGUGAUUGAAAUGGCACGAUCUUGUUCCAAUCUAGUAUAUUUAAAUCUCAAUGGACAACCUUCUAUUAAUGAUGAAUCAAUUUGUGCAAUUGCACGCUCAUGUGUAAAUCUUCAACACCUGGAUUUGUCAUUUAAUGAAAUAAUUACAGAUGAAGCUAUAUGCACAAUUGCAACUGGCUGUCCAGAUAUACGAAAUUAUUUUCUCGAAGGCUGUGAAUGGAUUACUAACAAAUCAAUCAAAAAAAUUGCAGAUUUAAAUAAAAACCUACAAAAUAUUAGUCUUAUUUCAUGUUAUAAAAUUACGGAUGAUGCUGUAUGUAAUAUAGUUCAUUCAUGUUCAGACAUUCAGAAUCUUAGUUUUUAA
This is a messenger RNA of Dentiscutata heterogama, 915 nucleotides long. The record is from the annotation of a GenBank genome assembly. NCBI's taxonomy places the organism in Eukaryota, Fungi, Glomeromycota, Glomeromycetes, Diversisporales, Gigasporaceae.